Anisakis simplex (herring worm) is the source of this 2163-nucleotide messenger RNA. The record is from the annotation of a GenBank genome assembly. NCBI's taxonomy places the organism in Eukaryota, Metazoa, Nematoda, Chromadorea, Rhabditida, Anisakidae.
AUGAAGCUGGAUGCGGUGAUCAAGAAGGACAAUCGUCAAGUGGCGAAAGGCGAUAUCCUGGUUCCGAAGAAUUUCAAGGCUCCAUCGCAGAAAUAUUCUGGUCAUUUCGAUUGGACUUACGAAAAUAAGCCAUACAAAGCAUCAGGUGAGUAUGUACGGAACAAGAACGCACAAGGUUCAACACAUUUGCUAACAAUCGAUGGUAACAACGAUGUGAAAGGAUCACUACAAUUCGAUCUACUUGAUAAAGUGCAUUUGAAAUGUGAUGUGCAGAAAGGUGGCAGAAGGGUAUCGCUUACGGAAAUGACUGCGGGACCGUUGAAGUGGGAUCAUUUCGAGUUGGACGGACACGUUGAUACGGACCAUCCGUUACCGAAGAAAUCCGUAAAGACGAAAGCAGCGUUCAGUUACCGAGCCAAUCAGGUGAAUUACGAGGGCAGAGUGGAAUCCGAUGGAGAGCGAUACGCAGUGGAAGGUAAAUGGCGAAAACAACAGAAGACACCGAAACAGAGACAGUAUGUCUACUCGUUGGCACUACAUGCACCUCAGGGAAGUUUGAGUGUGGGUGACGAUGUUAUUGUCGAAGAUGCGUUCACAAUUCGUCGAAUGCAAUCGGAUGCAACCGUGAAGGUGGGACGAGACGAGUACAAAAUGCACAGAACCAUUGAGAAUCAACCGCAACAUUUCAAAUUCGAUAAUGAACUUACGUCGAAUACGGGCAAAAGUGCGAAAUCAACGCUGGAUUAUACGCACGUUGGUGGUAACAGGAAGCUGGAUGCGUUCUGGAAGUACAAUGAGAAGCAAGUGCAAGCGGACAUUGAAACGCUGUAUGAAGAUCGUAAGAUGAAAAUCAAAGCGCACUCGAAUAUCGGAUGUGAAAAAGUGACCAAUUGGAAUUGUGAAGUAGAAGGCAACGUGAACGAUAAUUACGUAUUGCAAGCACACGAAAAGUUGUCACCACAACAAUCCGACAUCGGUUAUCUAUUGAGAUUGGAUAAAUUCUUGGAUAACGAAGGCAAACUCGAAUAUCAUAUCGAUAAGCGUGCGCAAAAGUUUGAAACGAAAGCGUUGAUGAGAAAUUCGAAUCGUAAAUAUCAUUUCGAUAUGAACGUCGACCGCGAUCAUGGCUCACUGAAACUGCAGACACCAACUCAAUUGAUCACUGACGCUCAGAUGCGCGUUGUGAGAAAAGGACCAGAGGAGUUCGAGAUCUCCAGUCAAGCCGGUGGAGCGGCUCGUGGCAAGGUGAAAGCGCAUUUGAAGACCGCAGACAAUGAUCAACUGUUCCAAAUACAGAUCACUGAUAUCAAAGAGCCGUUUGAGUUGAUGUUGAAGAAUACGAAAUCUGGAAAUAGGCAAACUUCACAAGUUGAAUUCACGCUCGAUCCAUUGGCUAGCAAGAAGACGUAUGGUGCGGAGAGUGUGAUAGAAGACGACGGAGGUAAAUUCCGUGGCAUGUUGGUGACUUUGAAACAUCCAAAACGUAGCGUACAUGUGGAACUGCGUAGACCUGCACACAACAAAUAUCUGUUCUCAAUUCAACCAAAAAUGGGCAGUGCACGUCGUCCAACAGUGGCCGAGAUGACCUAUGAUAAAAAUCCGAAUGGUUAUCACUGGGAGGGAUCGUUGACGGAUCCAGCUUUGAAGAGUCCAAUUAAAGCGAAAUUUGAUCUGGUGAAGAGUGGACGUGAUCAACACAAUUAUGGAUUGAGCAUUAAGAGCGAGGUAGAUUACAGUGGCCAACCGCAGAAGCUGAUCAGUCACUCGCUGAAGAUUGAACGAAAGGAGGUCGGUGCACACCGUAGACGUCGUGCUGCGGCUCAUGCUGUUAAAUUUGAAGCUGAGAUGCUAGCGACACAUCCCGCAUCCAAUAAGCAUUUGCGUUUGUGGGUGAAUGUUGAUCGUAAGCAAGUGCAUGAUGCACUACUACCGGUGCACACAACACUCGGUGUGCAGACCAUGAAUCGACAGAAGAAGAUGGUCGAAUACUCGUUCAGUGCCGACUCGGAUGCGAUGUCGUUCACCGAACUGAAACUUAACUAUCCACAAACAAAAAUGAAAGCCCGAGUGGAUGCCGUUGGCGAUAAACACUACAAACUGGCCUUCUAUCGAGUCAGUCUUUUAUUUGGUCGAUUCAACAACACUUUUUGGAAUACUUUUUGA